Molecule: messenger RNA, 1278 nt
Organism: Colletotrichum destructivum
Lineage: Eukaryota; Fungi; Ascomycota; Sordariomycetes; Glomerellales; Glomerellaceae
Product: Putative peptidase S9, prolyl oligopeptidase, catalytic domain, alpha/Beta hydrolase
Exons: 2
Coding region: 98-898 (266 amino acids)
Biological process (GO): proteolysis
Molecular function (GO): lipase activity; serine-type peptidase activity
Source: RefSeq, a predicted model, not a curated record
CGAUCGUCUAUGAGUUCGUUCCUUAUGAGCAUAGGUUUUCAAAGAAUUUGUCAACUUUAAGAGCUCAACAAAAUUAACCAAUUCUUUCAAAGAAAUAAUGAGGUCUAUUUUGGUGCUGGCUAUGAGCUCUCUCCUCCAGCUCGGAGCUGCUGUUUCGUCUGGAGUCUACAGCGGGGAAUCCCAUGAAUUCUCACGAGGCAUCACAAAGCGGUUCGAUACGGCGCAAGUCACUUAUUUCCCUGCAGCCAACUCGACGGGAACUGGGGUUCUCGUAUGUCCCGGCGGUGGAUACGCCCGCGUGUCCAUUGUGAAGGAGGGAUAUACCCCAGCGGCGUUCUUGAACAACCUGGGCAUCGACGCUUGGGUUCUCGACUACACCACGGCCUCAAACGCAACGGCACCCAUCUACCCAAAACCCCAGAGUGAGGCCCUUGAGGCCCUGGACUACAUCCGCGAGCAGAACCGCACGACCAAGCUCGGCAUCUGGGGCUUCUCGGCAGGCGGCCAUCUCGCGGCGGUGACGCUUACCGACCCGGCGGCUCGUCUCGACUUUGGCAUCCUCGCCUACCCGGUCAUCACACUCGAGGGGAGCUACACGCACGUAGGCUCGCGCAACAACCUCAUCGGCGCCAACUCAACCGCCGAGGCGCGGCAUGAGCUGUCGGCGCAGAACCUCGUCUCCGCGACCACGCCUCCCACUUUCUUGUUCCACACGUUCAAUGACGGCAGCGUCCCCGUGCAGAAUACGCUCCUCUUCGCCGAGGCCAUGGCGGCCCACAAGCGGCCGACCCAGGUGUUGAUUCUCCCGGACGGAUCGCACGGGCUGGGUUUGGCUCUUGACGAUCCCAAGCGAAGCUGGACGCCUGAGCUGGCGCGGUUCCUGCGGUAUUCCAUCUAGAGGGGCGGCAUAACUAGUCAGUUUAACAAGGGUCGUUUAUAAGAUUUAAUCUCAGACCGUAUAAUGACGCCAUUGGCUCAACAACAGUGAGUGUGCUAGGUGUUGGUUGUACACUAACACAGUGAUGUAAUGAAGGGCGCACACGGCAGAUAAGAUGAGUUGAAAGCGCUCGCUGGGGGCUGAUUAAAAAAGAGAAUGCAACAGAGUCGGACAACGGUGAGAGUAGAAAAGACUGUGUUGACUGGAAUAUAAGUUAUGGCAGCAAACUUGCUACAAGAUAAUAUGAGUUUGACCACCACCAAGUUCGCGGUGUCCGGUCUCUAGAUCUCUAACUACAUCCCGAGGUGUUCCAUCCGUAAGGCUUGGCUAUAAACUCCAUC